AUGCCUCGCAAUCUGACCAUAACACCAGCACCUUACAAGUCCUCCCGUCUUGCCAUUCCGCCUACGCCUUUCUCUCCUCGUCUGCCCAUCACGCCAGCCAAGCUGUCCACAUCACCACCGCGUAAGGCACAGCUAUCGAGCACCCAGACACCAGCACAAACCCACGGAGCAAUCCUAACCCUCCGCCCACCUCCUACAGAACCCCUGAAUUGGCUCUGGCAAUGCCACGUCUGUACCCGCGUCUACCAAUUAGGCGUGACCCGUCGCUGUCUAGACGACGGCCACUUCUUCUGCGCCGGCACGACGACAGUGAAGCGCUCACGCAAGACGAAUAAGAGGACUGUGAAGCACAAAGCCUGUGCGUCUGAGUUCGACUACCAGGGUUGGAAGAACUGGGGCGUCUGGCGCCGAAGUGUCGAGGAGCGAGUCGAUGCCGCGAGGGGUAUGGUCGAAUUAUCCGAAGGUAUUGAUGGGGAGCCGAUGGAGGACGUAGAGAUGCACGUGCGGGAAGCGGAGCAAGGGUAUAUGGAGACGAAAGAGGCUGAGUGGUUCUCCGGUGCAUGGAAGAAGGAAGGAUUCUGGAGGCCGAGAAAGAAUUGUUGGGGUAGCUGUGAUUAUCCUUCCGAGUGUCGAUGGGGUAAGCAGUAUGGGGUCUCGACGCCUAUCGCAGCAGUACCUAGCCUGUCUGCGAAGGUCAAAUCGGAUUCGGUGACUAGCGGUAAUAGAGCUAAGAAAGCGACCCUGGUCACUUUUGGCGACAUUUUGGACGAUGGCAGUAUGGACGAUACGGCACCGGCUGCUGGACUUACCACAGAUGUCGAGAUGGGCGAGGGCCAUCUGGUGGAGGACUCGGACGGUCUGUGGACGACGAAUGGGGACAAGAGCCUCGACCGCAAGCCCUCUCUGGACGACCUCCUGGCGAGCGUCAAAAGACGCAAGCGGAAGAGUGCUGGUGGUCUCCCGAGUCCGCUCGGCUCGAAUCCGCCCUCACCAACAGCAAAACAAAGCCACGUCUCCGACACAGACAUGACCGACGCCGACCUCGCCGCCACCAUUGGCUCAAGCGCCACAGCGAGUGUACUUCAGAGGGCAUUCGAUGAUUUUGAACUGGAUGUCAAGAAGUCCUUUGAGCGAGCCGGUGGGCUUGUGGCUGGCUGGGCGAGCUCGUUGCGUGGUAGUGCUAGUAGUACCAGUCUUCCUGGGGUUGGUUCAUCCGCGAGCUCGACCGAGGAUAAGGACGGCAAGGUCGAUGGCACGGUUGUGGUGAAGGCGUUGAGACUUGGCAGGAAGAAGGGGUUCUCAUUUGGUGGGAGUGAUGUGAUGGAUUUGUAG
Molecule: messenger RNA, 1332 nt
Organism: Recurvomyces mirabilis
Lineage: Eukaryota; Fungi; Ascomycota; Dothideomycetes; Mycosphaerellales; Teratosphaeriaceae
Exons: 1
Coding region: 1-1332 (443 amino acids)
Source: RefSeq, a predicted model, not a curated record